Cladocopium goreaui is the source of this 1437-nucleotide messenger RNA. NCBI's taxonomy places the organism in Eukaryota, Dinophyceae, Suessiales, Symbiodiniaceae. The record is from the annotation of a GenBank genome assembly.
AUGAUGGGCAUGACCUUUGCGGGUUUCCCCGCGUUGAAUCCGGGCGAACGGCAGAUACCAUUUGAAGUGCAGCAGUCGCCCAUUGUUGAGGGACUUGGUUUGCUGGAACACAGCCAAAGCAACACCGACGAGUCAAUGCAGCAGGGUGCGCAGAUCUUGAGCAGCAGCAAAACAGUGAUUGUCGGCUCAGUGCGGAUGGGAUAUGGCCAUCACCGCAUUGCCUACUCGGCCUUGACCUGGGCUCUGGAGCUGGGUGGGAAGCCUUUCCUCUUGGACAUUUUGUCACCUGACUGUGUGGAAGCUGCCAUUGUGCGCAACAUGGAUAAGCAGUAUUCGCGAAUGUCCCGCAUCGCUUCAAACCUCGGUGGCAUGAUUGAUGCCAUGUGGGGCAAGAUGAUGUUGCAGGGAGACGCCAAUGCCUUGAGAUGUUGUUUGGCCUUGUCCCAGAAGAUCCGGGGCAUCAUGGCAGCCUUUCCCAAAGACACGCCAGUGAUCAGCAGCCAUCCCAUUGUGGGAAACAUGGCUGUAGCAUGUGGGUUCAAGACGGUCAUCAAUUUGAUCUUUGACAACUACCCACAGUACUUUGUCUUGGUACCGGGCGCGAUCAAUCUGGUACAGUCACCUUCAUACUUUGACAAACUCUUGGAUAUGGGAUGUCCUUCGCACAGCCUUUUCCUGGCGGGGCAUUGGGUAUCUAGCGACCUGUGCAUCAACGCAGUCCCAGACAGCAAGGCGCGGCUGGGCCGCCUCGAGAAGAACUUGCCACGGCGCUUUUUGAUCGCCGUUGGGGGCGCUGGAGCACAGCGGGCCUUUUUGGAAGAACUUUUGCAAGGGAUUGCUGGCCUACUGCGAGAAAAGCGUAUCCGAAUCUACCUGAACUGCGGUGAUCACGGACACAUUGCAGAUGCCAUCACCGCCAAGUUGCAGGCUUUGGGCUUGGAAUUUAACCAAGUCACCAGCAACGAAGGAACUGUCGCCCUUUGCAAGAAGGAAGCCUUGGAUAAGUUGGAGGAGCCUGCCGAUUGGAAGGCAGUGACGCUCUUCCGCUUUGACAGUCACUUCGCAGCCUUUCGGUGUACGGAUCUGGUGAUCCGUGCGGUGGAUGUCUUGGUCACGAAGCCCUCGGAACUGGCAUUCUUCCCAGUUCCCAAGCUUCACAUCCGGCGCGUCGGAGCCCAUGAGGCGCACAGCGCGGUGCGCGCACAGGAGCUGGGCGAUGGCUCGGUGGAGUGCCGGGAGGUCAGUCAUGCGGUGUCAAAGCUGCAUCAGCUCAUCGAGCGAAACUCGCCGCUGUUCCGACUGAUGAACCAAUGCAUCAUGAAGGCUGCAGAGACGAAUGUCUAUGAUGGCAGCAAAGUGGCCUGCGAGUUCGCCUUUGGUGACAGGACGGCAGAUGCGGCAGCUUCUGUGAAAGAAAAGGUCUUGGUCACAGCCUGA